Molecule: messenger RNA, 494 nt
Organism: Caenorhabditis angaria
Lineage: Eukaryota; Metazoa; Nematoda; Chromadorea; Rhabditida; Rhabditidae
Source: the annotation of a GenBank genome assembly
AUGAUUUUGAAGCUGAAAUCGAGUUUCGCAUUGAGUUUGAGAGAAAGAUCGAGUUAUUAUCAACAAAAUAAUCGAAGGUUUCCACCAGCAUUUGUGAGGUGAGCGAAAAAUCAAAGGUUUUUUAUCAAUUUUAUGAAUAAAAAACUUUCAGGCGAUUCUGGCUCCGUCACCCAAAUGCUCAUCUCUAUUUAGUGUUUGGUUUAUGCUCUUCUGCCAUGAUCGCACCAGUUUUACAUUCUGUAAGUUUUUCAAAAACACAAAUCGAUUUUCAUUUCGAAAUUUCAGUGUUACCUUUAUAUGACCAUGUCAAAAUCUGAAUUCGACGCUUAUCGAAUCGAACAAAAUGCAAUAGUUUUGGAGCGACAAAAAUAUGGUAUGGUUUUAUCUUUGAAAAAUUUAGAAUAACUUGAAAAGUAUGUUUUUCAGGAAAAGGAUUAUGGUUUCCUUUUUUAUCCAACAAGGAUACGAAAAAUGAGGAGGUUAAUAAAAUGUGA